AUGUCAAUUGAACACUAUAUAUACUAUUUUUGUGUAGACAUAAAUUCGACUUCCCCAUCAACGAUACCAACUGACAACCAAAGAAUUGCAACAUCAAGUGCCACCAUCCCACCAUCCCAGGGGGAAACAGGCAACAAACAGAGCAGUGUGGACAGUGACAGCGAUCCUGAUCUGAAAAGAGUUGCAACAUCAAGUGCCACCAUCCCACCAUCGCUGGGGAAAACAGGCAACAAACAGAACAGUGUGGACAGUGAUAGCGAUCCUGAUCUGAAAAUUAUUUUAAUAGCCACAGUUGUACCCAUCGUAUUUUUGGUAAUCUUGAUUGUGGUUGUUUGUUUCUUGUGUAAGCAUAAGAAAGUAACAAGGAAAAGAAAUAUUAGCAAAAAAGGUUCAGCAGAAAAUAGAGAUUCCUGGAGCCCAAAGCAGUUCAGACAUACAGACAGUUGUUUGCGAGGAGCAGACGCUUAUGUUAACCUACCAGAAAUGGACACAGCACAAACAUUUGGUGCUGAAACGAAUCCAGGCUACAGAAUCUCAGACGACCAACGUGUCACUCCACAAGAGAAACCUGUUUAUGCAACGCCCGACACGUGCAGAAAAAGAGAUAACAAGGGCGAGAAUCUGCAUAAGGAACCCGUUGAAGUAAAAAAGAAGCAAACCAAAGAUUCCAGUUUUCAUGAAGUGCCUGGUUACGAAACUCCCGAUCUCGAAAGAAAGGAAACAAAACGCGCAUAUUCCCAUGAAGUGUCUGGUUAUGAAACUCCUGAUAUAGAAAGACGAGCAAACAACGAUGGUACUGAAGACUCUGCUUAUGCAACGCCUGAUCGUGAUACGGGAAAAGAAGAGCAUGUUGAUUCUGGUUUAUCGACGGCUGAUAUUAAAAGGGUUGAAGUCAACGGAGAUUUGUAUGCUCUUCCGGAUAAAAAGACCAGAAAGAUCAACGGGUUAAGUUACAUGGAUCCUUCAUAUUUGGCUUCUGGGAGUCAGGAAAAACCCGCCGAAAGCGAUGAUCAGGUUGGCCAACCCACUGAAUACGCGGACAUCGUGGGUGUUGUGAAGGAAAAGAAAAAAAAGAAAAAGUAGAAGCAUUAAUGAAAUGCACAGGAGAAAUUCAGCAUUUGUACAAAUCCCAUCCUCUCCUUCCCAUAACCAGUUACACUUACGCAGGCGUGUAGUAGGCGUGUAUAGUAUCUAUACUUAAAUUUUUAGAGGUGAUUAUGAAUCAUGAAUGUUCUUAAAACUCAUGCAUCAUAGUCGAACAUCAGUGAACAAAAACCACUCGAUUUCAUCAUUUUUUUAUAUUUACCUAUACUAUGAUAAUCAUAAUUCCUUUUCAUUCUUCAAUUAGUUUAAAGCAAUCAUAACCAUGUAGGGACAGCGGAGCAAUGGCCAAAAAUGCAAUAUCAUUCGUCAGUUCAGGAAAAUUAUUAAACAAAAAAGUUAUUGGGAGACCAAGGCCUCGAUCCUCCGCUCCGCCGUUCCUGGAAGCUUUUUACGUAUACAGUUAUAAAAAAUCUUCUAAUUGUAAUGAACAAAUGAGUGGAAACAGCCAUGCUUGUAGGCUAGGGUGUAAAUAUAUAUAUAUAAUCCUUAUACGUCCAGCCGUCUUUCCGCCAUGUCACAACAAUGAGAGAAAUCUCUCAUUGUUGUGCGAAAAAAAUUCCAGCGCAAGCAAUUAAUAUAUAGCACGAAAAUACAAAAUUUGAACAAAAUUCAGAUAAAUUAUAUCACCUUGAACCAAGUAAUCAAACACUAAAUAUUCAAUAUUAAAGAACUCGUUCAAUACUCCGCAACUACCUAAAAGGUUUUUGGCUAAACUGGUGCAUGAGAAGCAAUUCUUGAUCCAGCGUGGUGGAACAUGCAUGUAUAGUUAAGAAAAA
This is a messenger RNA of Dendronephthya gigantea, 1880 nucleotides long. RefSeq lists its product as uncharacterized. The record is from RefSeq and is a predicted model, not a curated record. NCBI's taxonomy places the organism in Eukaryota, Metazoa, Cnidaria, Anthozoa, Malacalcyonacea, Nephtheidae. The coding region runs from base 1 to 1083 and encodes 360 amino acids. The transcript has 4 exons.